AUGACGAAGGCGCACAAGAAAUAUCGAUACUCUACCGUCGUGCUUUCUCUAAUUUUGGACAUUGUCUUUAACGUCGAGAAUCAGGAUGAAUUCAGCGACAAUUUCUACGUGACGCUGGCGCCGUUUAUCGCUUGCUGCAAGAUGUGUAACUUUUUAAUAAAUCGAGCCAACGUUGCAGCUUUGGUUGACAACCUUCGAAGGGAACCGUUCGCCCCCGCGAAUGCCGAGGAAAUCGAAAUUCUAACGAGAUAUGACAAAAUUACCGAAUGGAAUACGAUGGCCUACACUAUUUUAAUCGAAUCGUGCAUCGUGUGGAUAUGGGUAACGUCAUUUUUCACAGAUUUAAAGUGUAAAAAAUUGGUAUACCGGGCAUGGCUACCUUACGACUAUUCUUCGUCGCUUUUGUACGCUGUUACCUACGCUCAGCAGGCUGUAGGUAUAACGAUCUGCUCGCUUUUGAGCGUGGCUUACGAUACUCUGUACAGCGGUAUGUUGAUCCACACGUAUUGCCAGCUGGAAUUACUUGGACAUCGUUUGAAACGUGUCGUAAAAGAAGACAUCGACUCGGUCAAACUGUGUGCUCGUCACCAUCGCAGCAUAUACCAAUUUGCCGGAAUGGUGAACCAAACGUUUAAAUCGAUGGCAUGCACUCAAUUUUUGGUGAGCACGUCGAUCGUGUGCUUCAAUCUUUAUCGUUUGACGCAACGUGACUUGGGCUCGAGAGUGUUCGAAACGGUGUUCUACGGGAUUUGCAUGCUCACAGAGAUAUUUUACUAUUGCUGGUAUGGGAACGAAGUUAAACUAAAGAGUCUCGAAAUUUCUAAUAUAAUAAUGGAAAGUGAUUGGACGUCUCUGAAUGUCAAGUCUAAGAAGAUUCUUCUAAUGAUUAUGAGACGUGCAACGACGCCUAUCGAAUUCAAAGGCAUCCACGUUGUGUCGAUGAACCUCGAGUCUUUCAUGAUGUUACUCAAGACUUCAUACUCGGUGUACAACAUGCUCCAACAAAGUAACGAAUAAAGUCUCGAAAUUCCUGACAUGAUAAUGGAAAGUGACUGGAUCUCGUUGGAUACUGGCGCUAGAAGGACCUUCCUAAUUAUCAUGAACCGAGCAACGGUGCCCAUCGAAUUCAGAAGCGCUCACGUUGCUACGAUGAACCUCGACUCUUUUAUGGCAAUACUCAAGACUUCUUACUCGGUGUAUAACGUGCUUUUACAAGGCCAAGAAUAA
Molecule: messenger RNA, 1227 nt
Organism: Colletes gigas
Lineage: Eukaryota; Metazoa; Arthropoda; Insecta; Hymenoptera; Colletidae
Product: odorant receptor 46a-like
Exons: 8
Biological process (GO): detection of chemical stimulus involved in sensory perception of smell; sensory perception of smell
Cellular component (GO): plasma membrane
Molecular function (GO): odorant binding; olfactory receptor activity
Source: RefSeq, a predicted model, not a curated record